AUGUCGAUCACGGCCGAUGGAGAAAAGGCCAUCUCUGCCCGUUUUGAUGACGGGCAGAGCGUCAAGAAUGGUGAAGGGACAUCAUCUCAGGAAGAUGCUGGGCACAGCUUGCAGAGGAAUCUCCACUCCCGCCAUGUCACCAUGAUUGCCCUUGGAGGCGCCCUCGGGACGGGUCUCUUGGUUGGAACUGGUUCCACUCUCGUCAAGGCCGGUCCUGCAUCCAUCCUGAUCGACUACAGCAUCGUCGGCUUCGCCGUCUUCCUGGUCAUGUCCGCCAUGGGUGAAGUCAUCUCGUUCAUGCCGCUUGCUCAUGGCUUCGGCGGAUACGCGUCGCGCCUCGUCGAUCCGGCCCUUGGGUUCGCUACAGGAUACACCUACUUCUUCAGCUUCCUCGUCGCCGUGCCGAACCAGAUCGCGGCGUUUGCUCUGAUAAUGAAGUUCUGGGUCGGAGAAAGUGUCAGUCCAGCCGUCUUCAUCACCGUCGCUAUUGUCAGUAUCGUCAUCAUCAACAGCGUUGGCGUCAAGGCCUUUGGCGAGUUUGAGUUCUGGCUCUCGGCAUUAAAGGUCAUCAUCUUGAUUGGUCUCAUCCUGCUGCUCCUCAUCCUAGCAGCUGGUGGUGGCCCUACUGGUGACCGUCCGGGCUUCCGCUACUGGAGCGACCCCGGCGCUUUCGCCGCGUAUAGGGUUGAAGGUGCGACCGGACGUCUCCUCGGCCUGUGGAGUGCAAUGAUCACCGCUGUUUACGCCUUCACCGGUACCGAGCUUGUGGGAGUGACUGUAGGCGAGACACAAAACGCCAGACUCGCCAUGCCCAAAGCUAUCAAGCUGACCUUCUACCGCAUCCUGUUCUUCUACGUCACUUCUGUCUUCCUUCUUGGCCUCGUGGUCCCCUAUAACAGCCCCGAACUUGCCUUUGCCACCACACACAAGACAAGUGCCGCCGCAUCUCCCUUCGUGGUGGCUAUCAAGCUGGCCAAGAUCAAAUGGUUAGAUCACAUCAUUAACGGCUGUCUGGUCGUGUUCGUUUUCUCGGCGGCGAACUCGGAUCUGUACAUCGCCGCCCGCACGCUAUAUGGCAUCUCGGUCGAUGGAAAAGCUCCCGAGGUCCUCUCGCGCACAACCAAGAACGGCGUUCCGUAUGUUUCAGUUGGGUUCUGUGGCCUCUUCUGUUCUCUCGCCUACAUGUCGAUAUCUGCGGGCUCUCAGACCACUUUUCAGUACCUUUCUAAUGUGGUGUCGGUCUUUGCCAUUCUAGCCUGGGUCUCUAUCCUGGUCACGCACAUCUUCUUCUGCCAUGCCAUAAAGGCCCAGCGUAUCGACUCUGCGUACAUCCCCUACCGAGCUCCAUUUGGAGUGAUGGGAUCAUAUGUGGCAGUAACCUUUUUCGCGAUCCUGGCUCUCACGCAAGGCAUUAACUCAUUUGUUCUGGAGUUUGACUACCGAGGGUUCAUUGUCACAUAUAUAGGUAUUCCUCUGUAUUUGGGCUGUAUCUUGGGCUUCAAGUACACCCGCAAGACUAAGCGUGUUCGAGCAUGCAGCGCGGAUCUGGUUACUGGUGUUCCGACGGAGACUGUGAAAGAGGAGAGAGGCCGUGUUGAGGCGGCCAGGAGGGAAACAGAGUCGGCUGCUACUCGAAGGUAUGCCAAGUUCUAUAAUACUAUGAUCUACUGGCUCUUCUAG
Molecule: messenger RNA, 1680 nt
Organism: Fusarium falciforme
Lineage: Eukaryota; Fungi; Ascomycota; Sordariomycetes; Hypocreales; Nectriaceae
Product: Dicarboxylic amino acid permease
Exons: 3
Coding region: 1-1680 (559 amino acids)
Biological process (GO): amino acid transmembrane transport
Cellular component (GO): membrane
Molecular function (GO): amino acid transmembrane transporter activity
Source: RefSeq, a predicted model, not a curated record